Messenger RNA from Phlebotomus argentipes, 2797 nucleotides. It is a transcript of the gene atl, whose product is annotated as atlastin. Gene Ontology annotation, molecular function: GTPase activity; GTP binding. Lineage: Eukaryota; Metazoa; Arthropoda; Insecta; Diptera; Psychodidae. The record is from RefSeq and is a predicted model, not a curated record. Gene Ontology annotation, biological process: protein homooligomerization; endoplasmic reticulum organization. The coding region runs from base 263 to 1924 and encodes 553 amino acids. The transcript has 6 exons.
CAGAUGGACGGUCGCUGGUGGGAAGAUUCGUGACGUGAACGGGCAUUUGUUCCGUGAUCUUUGUACUCGAUUUACUGUUUUUUUUUUCUUCUCUCCCCUCGACUGUAUCUCUGUGUGUGGAUACGAGGAAAAAUCCACGGUGUCCGGGCGCGUGAAUAAAAAAUCGUAGAGACAUGCUGACUGUGUGAUAAUUUUCUAGUUCAUUAGUGGAAACGCAUUUCGCGAAAGUCGCUCGCGGGUUUUCAGGAGGUUCUCGCGAUAAAUGACUCCCCAAGUGAACGGCAACAUGGAUCAGGCGCGACCAAUACAGAUCAUCGAAACUGGUGAGGAUCACACGUUUCUGCUCGAGGAGGAUGCGCUCACGGAGAUUCUGCUGCAGGAUGACAUCAAGGAUCGCUUUGUGGUUGUGGUGUCAGUGGCUGGCGCCUUUCGCAAGGGCAAGAGCUUCCUCCUUGACUUCUUCCUGCGCUACAUGUACUCAACGUACGGCCAGCAAAAGCGGACCAAAGACUGGCUGGGCGGUGACAAUGAGCCGCUGAGUGGGUUCUCCUGGCGCGGCGGAUCGGAGAGGGACACGACGGGGAUCCUGAUGUGGUCGGACAUAUUCCUCCAUGACUACCCGAAUGGGCAGAAGGUGGCCAUAAUUCUGCUGGACACGCAGGGCGCAUUCGACAGUCAGAGCACCGUGCGCGACUGUGCCACAGUAUUCGCCCUCAGCACGAUGGUGUCCUCCGUGCAGAUCUUCAAUCUGUCGCAGAACAUCCAAGAGGAUGAUUUGCAGCAUCUUCAGCUUUUCACAGAGUACGGCAGGCUUGCACUCGCUGACUCUGGCAAGACACCUUUCCAGCGACUUCAGUUUCUCGUGCGCGACUGGAGUUUCCCCUAUGAGGCGGAAUAUGGGGCCAAAGGUGGUGAGAUGAUCCUCAAGAGGCGCCUUGAGGUGUCGGACAAGCAGCAUCCUGAAUUGCAAUCCCUGCGGCGACACAUAAAGUCAUGCUUCUCCAAGAUUGCGUGCUUCCUUAUGCCACAUCCCGGUCUGACGGUGGCCACAAAUCCCAAAUUCGACGGCAGAUUGGCCGACAUCACGGAUGAAUUUAAGGAGAGUCUGAAGGAGUUGAUACCGCAAUUGCUGGCGCCGGAGCACUUGAUCGUGAAGGAGAUCAAUGGACAGAAGGUGCGCGCGAGGGAGUUGAUCCAGUACUUCAUCUCCUACAUGAACAUCUACAGGGGCAGCGAAUUGCCGGAGCCCAAGAGCAUGCUGGUGGCCACGGCGGAGGCCAACAAUCUGACGGCUGUGGCUGAGGCCAAAGAUCUCUAUGUGCAGCUCAUGGAGGAUGUGUGCGGAGGGACGAAGCCCUUCCUCAGCAAUGGACAUUUGGACGCUGAACAUCAGAGGAUCAAGGAGAAGGCGCUGCAUCAGUUCUCGGCCAAGCGGAAGAUGGGAGGCGAGGAGUUUUCAGAGAAGUAUCGUGAGAAAUUGGACAUGGAUCUGGAGGAGUCUUUCGGCAAUUUCCGGGCGCACAACGAGAGCAAGAACAUCUUCAAGGCUGCACGAACGCCAGCCGUGUACUUUGCAAUUGCUGUUGUCAUGUACAUCUUGAGCGGAAUCUUCGGUCUGUUUGGAUUGUAUACAUUUGCAAAUUCUGCAAAUCUGGUCAUGGGUGCUGCACUCCUCACACUCGCGAUGUGGGCUUAUAUAAGAUACAGCGGAGAGUUGAGUGAUUUUGGGUCGAAGCUUGACGUAUUGGCGGAUUUCUUGUGGGAAAAUUGGCUCAAGCCGUUCUACCAGGGGUGCAUGGAGAAGGGCAUCCAGCAUGUGGCCACCCAUGCCGUAGAGACGUCCGUGGGCGGCGGAACGAACCGCCAGAGUCAGCGACACCGCAACCGUGAACAUGCGGCGAAUGGCAAAGUGAAGAGCUCAUGAGAGUACGCGAAUGCAAGACAGCAGAAUUCAUCAUCAAAUCGCAAGAAGUCGAAAAAAUUUGUGCCUAAUAAAAUCAAUAAUUGCUGAUAAGUCAUCCAGGAAGACAGCAGAGGUCAUAGUGAAAUAGUGUUUUCGCGUGCGACUCGGCAGUAUUUCUCAUGUGAAUUUCAGUCACGGAGGCGCGAAAGAGGAGAUGUUGAUUGACUCAAUUCACUGGGAAAUGCUGCGCUCAGUUGCUCAUCUCCCCAAAAUUGUUGGGCACAAAUCAUGAGCGGAGAUUUAGCACUUAAACCCUCAGUCUGUGCAUGACAUACUGUCGACUUAUAAAUUAAUUAUAAUUUUCCCCAUGAAAUGAAUACUUUAUCACUGUUGUCCUCCUUUGUUCUUUUUUUGUAAUUUAUAUCAGUGACGAAUUAUGUAUUUGUUGAUGGACGUAGAGAGGUAUAUAUGUUUACAUAGGAAGAUAAAUGACAGUCAGCUCAACUUUGUAAUUUCUGAUCUUUUCACCUGAAGUCACUUCGAAAAGAGUGUUUUUUUUUGUUCUUCCAGUGAAUGUUAUUGUUUAUUUCGUCAUUCAAUGAGAAUUAACAAUGUUUCAUGUCAAUUUAGUUGUACCUUUGAAUUGUGGAUGUGAAGUUAUAUAGUUAAUGUGACUACUUUUGGAAUCAAAUCAACAAUAUUUAACCCAAUAAUACUUGCCAACUCAUACAGAAAUGAGACAAUUUUCUUUCUUAUACGUAAUAUGAAUUUGUUGUCCUGUCUGUCUCUGUAUUUAUAGUCCCAUCUUGAAUUGUUAUACACUUUCCCUACCCUUUUUAUUGUUAUAUUCUUUUUUUUUGUAAACCUAUUACAGUGUUGGAAUGAAAUAUGUAA